Tetrahymena thermophila SB210 is the source of this 1467-nucleotide messenger RNA. RefSeq names its product adenylosuccinate lyase. The transcript is spliced from 10 exons. The record is from RefSeq and is a predicted model, not a curated record. Gene Ontology annotation, molecular function: N6-(1,2-dicarboxyethyl)AMP AMP-lyase (fumarate-forming) activity. Gene Ontology annotation, biological process: IMP biosynthetic process. NCBI's taxonomy places the organism in Eukaryota, Ciliophora, Oligohymenophorea, Hymenostomatida, Tetrahymenidae.
AUGAGAUAAUUUAUUAGAGGCUCACUCAAUUUAGCUCAAAUAAGCAAAACUUAGACUUUAAGAAAUAAAGCAAAUAACGAAUUCAUUCUUAAUGCAUUAAGUCCCUUAGAUGGUAGAUACGAAAAGAAUAUAGUUAGUUUGAAGGAAUAUUUCUCUGAAAAGGCACUUAUUAAGUAUCGUAUCAAUGUUGAAGUUGAAUGGUUAUCAUUUUUGAUUGAAAAGAAUAUGGUCAAGAACGAAAGGGGAGAAUCAAUCAAAAUUUCACCUCUAGAUUUAGUUCAUCUCGAUGCAAUUUAGCAAAAGUUUGACAUUGAAGGAGCCAAAAGAGUAAAAGAAAUUGAAAGCAUUACUAAUCAUGAUGUUAAGGCAGUCGAAUACUACAUUAAGGAACAAUUAGAAAAAAUUCCAGUCUUUAAUCAAGUUAAGGAAUACGUCCACUUCUGCUGCACAUCAGAAGAUAUUAACAAUUUAGCAUAUUCUUUGAUGCUCAAUGAUGCUAAAAAUAAAAUAUUAUUAAAAACCUUAGAAGAAGUUUAAACUAAUCUCAUUUCAAUGGCUGAAAAUAACUCAGCUGUUCCCAUGCUUAGUAGAACUCAUGGACAAGUUGCUUCUCCUACUACUGUAGGUAAAGAAUUAGCAAAUUUCGCCUACAGAGCUAACAGACAAAUUAAUCAAAUCAAAAAUGCUAAGUUCAGUGCUAAAUUAAACGGUGCUGUUGGUAAUUUCAAUGCCCAUAUUUUCGCAUACCCUGAAUUCGACUGGUCUAGUUUGAGUUAAGAAUUUAUUGAGUCUUUAGGAUUAGAAUUCAACCCAUACUCAACAUAGAUUGAGCCCCAUGAUUCUAUUGCAGAAUUUUACAAUACUCUCUCUUUGCUCAACACCAUUUACAUUGGCUUUAGUCGUGAUAUGUGGAACUACAUUUCAAUUGGUUACUUCAAGUAGAGAUCUAAAAAAUCAGAAGUAGGUUCAUCUACCAUGCCUCACAAAGUUAACCCUAUUGAUUAUGAAAAUUGUGAAGGUAAUUUGGGUAUGGCUAACAGUGUUAUGAAGCACUUUAGUGAAAAGCUACCUAUUUCUCGUUUCCAAAGAGACUUGAGUGACUCAACUGUUAUGCGUAAUCAUGGUAUUGCUUUUGGUUAUUCUGUUGUUGGUUAUAAGAGUUUAUUAAAGGGCCUUGAUAAAGUCGAAGUUAAUAACUAGAAAUUGCAAGAAGAUUUAAAUCAACAUUGGGAAGUUUUAGCUGAACCCAUAUAAACUGUAAUGAGAAAAUAUAAUAUGGAAAAUCCUUACGAAUUGCUUAAGGAUAUGACUAGAGGCAAAAGCGUAGUCACCAAGGAAGACUUGCAUUCCCUUAUUCAUAAAUUAAAGGUUCCAGCUGAUGUAAAGCAAAAAAUGUUAGACUUAACACCUGGAACUUAUAUUGGUAAUGCUGAAUAAAUGGCUCAUGUCAAAAAAUACAUCAAUUGA